Molecule: messenger RNA, 6299 nt
Organism: Chroicocephalus ridibundus (black-headed gull)
Lineage: Eukaryota; Metazoa; Chordata; Aves; Charadriiformes; Laridae
Gene: KLHDC7A
Product: kelch domain containing 7A
Exons: 1
Coding region: 81-3047 (988 amino acids)
Molecular function (GO): protein binding
Source: RefSeq, a predicted model, not a curated record
UUGCCCCAGACCUUCAACUCUUCUCUCCGGGCUCGCUCGGCAAUCAUUAAUCGGCUUCUCCGCAUUCCCGGCAUGGAAAAAUGCCCCAGCGGGUAACCCUGCCCUGGCACUCCGACAUGCAGCUGGCCGGCAAGCUGGUCCUCUCCGCCGCCGCUCUGCUCCUCCUGACUUUGGCGUACAGGUUUUAUAAGUCCCGCUCGCUUGCCGGGGGCAAAAUCCCGCCGGCCGAGGCGGGAGGAGAGCAGAGGGAAAACGCUGGCCGGGAUGAGGAUGGGGACGGCACGGCGGGGCUGCGGCGGAGGAGGGUGUUUGGGGAGGAGGCGAGGAGGGACGGUGGGGACGGACGAGCCAGCGGUCAAGCCAGCGUCCCCCGGCCACGGCGCACGCCUUCCUGGGGGGAUCGAAAUCUGCCGAGGGGCGAGGAGGAGGAGGAGGAAGGAGAGGAGGUGGUUUCUGAUCCCGGGCUGAUUCGUGGGAAAACAGGGUUAGCUGGGAGGGGAAGCGAGCCGGGAAAUGAGCUAGGAAGUAAGCUGGGAAGUAAGUCGGGAAGCAAGCCAGGAAUUGAGCUGGGAAGCGAUCUGGGAAGUGAGCUAGGAAGCAAGCCACGAAGUAAGUCGGGAAGCAAGCCAGGAAUCGAGCCAGGAACCAAGCUGGGAAGUGAUCUGAGAAGUAAGUCAGGAAUUGAGCUGGGAAGUGACCAGGGAAGUGAUUCGGAAAGAGAGCUAGGAAGUGAGCUGGGAAGUAAGUCAGGAAGCAAGCCAAGAAUCGAGCUAGGAAUCAAGCUGGGAAGUGAUCUGGGAAGCAAACCAGGAAUUGAGCCGGGAAAUGAUUGGGGAAGUGAGCGGGGAAGUAAGUCAGGAAGCAAGGCAGGAAUGGAGCUAGGAGUCAAGCCGGGAAGUGAUCUGGGAAGCGAGCCAGGAAGCAAGUUGGGAAGCAAGCUGGCAAACAAGUCAGGGAGCGAGCCGGGAAACGAGCUGGGAAGUGAGCCAGGAAGCAAAUCGGGAAGUGAGCUAGGAAGUGAGCAGGCAUGUAAGCUGUCAAGCAAGCCAGGAAGCGAGCUGGGAAGCAAGCUGGGAAGUGAGCCGGGAAAUGAGCCAGGAAGCGAGCUGGGAAGCAAGCUGGGAAGUGAGCCGGGAAAUGAGCCAGGAAGCGAGCUGGGAAGCAAGCUGGGAAGUGAGCCGGGAAAUGAGCCAGGAAGCAAGCCAGGAAGCGAGCCGGGAAGCGAGCUGAACUCUUACGACCCUGGGGAUGCGUCCGAAGCACUGAGCUGCCGCAGGGCGGAGGACGCGCUUGCCCCAAGCACCGGGCUUUCUCCCGGGAUUGCUGAUGCCCAGGAGGCAGGUGAUGGACGUGCCCAAAGCACAAAGCAGGAUUUGGCCAGUGGAGGCAUGAGCCAGGAGGCCGAGGGGCACGGGGGAAUGAUCCAGACCCUCAGUGUCAUCUCAGACCUGGGUCUAACGAUGACAGCGAGCAACACGGGGUCGGAUGCCUCCUACUCUUUCUCCUCGGUUGCGAAGAUCCAGGUGGAGGAGAACUACAUCACCAAGCGGCAGGCGAAGGAUGAGGCUGGGCAGCCAGUCCCCGGCCUCAAAGGAAAAGUCUAUGACUACUACGUCCAGUCCAUCUCUCAGUCGGUGUCGAAGAAGAGGUGUCUCCCCUACAUCCCUCCAGGAACAUCCCGCAGCUCGGAGCGUGUCAAUGAAGAGCAGCAGAACUUUGCAACCCAGGAGCUGGACCCAGCUUUGGCAAUGCGGGAUCCCACCACCUCCUCGAUAGUUCCACCACCUAUGGGGAGCUUGGAGAGCUCCCCUGAGCCACCUUCUCCUGGCCGCAAGGACAGCACCCUCCAGAUCGCCAACAGCCCCCACCUCCAGCUGCCCAUGGAGGGUUUUGGGGUCACGGUGCCAGCCAGCACGCCUCCUGCAAGCCCCCAGCCAGGGCUGGUGGCCAGUGCUGACCACUUCCAAAUGCCACCACCCACCCACCUGGACCUGGGGAACUGCUACGAAGUCCUCUGCACAGCCAAGGCGCAGAAGCUCGGUCACCUCCAGGAGGCCGCCUACAAGGUGAUGAGUGACAACUAUCUGCAGGUGCUGAGGAGACCCUCCAUCUACGGCCGCCUCAACGCUGGCGAGCGGGAGCUCAUCCUGCGGCGGAGGAUGAAGGGGAAGAUGUACGUGGCUGUGGCAGACAUCAACGUGCAGGAGCCCGGCAUCCACACCAGCCACCUCUGCUACUACGAUGAUGGAGGAGACUGCUGGCAUCACCUCUGCCACAUGCCACCGGAGGUGGUCUCCCGGGGGUGUGCCAUGUGCAGCAUGUUCAACUACCUCUUCGUGGUGGCCGGCUGUGAGGGCACAGGCCGGACACAGAGACCUUCCAACCGUGUCUUCUGCUAUGACCCUCUCACCAACAUCUGGAGGGAGAUCUGCCCCCUGAACCAAGCACGGCCGCACUGCAAGCUUGUGGCUUUGGAUGGCCACCUCUACGCCAUCGGCGGUGAGUGCCUCUACACGGUGGAGCGCUACGACCCCCGGCAGGACCGCUGGACCUUCAUCGCACCCCUGCCCCACGACACCUUCGCUGUGGCCCACACGGCCACGGUGUGCGAUGGGGAGAUCUACGUGACGGGGGGCACCUUGCGCUAUGUGCUGCUGCGUUAUGCCACCCGCUCGGACAGCUGGAGUGUCAGCCCGGCCGGCAGCGGCAGGAACAGGACAGCUGAGAUGGUGAGCACCAACGGCUUCAUCUACCGCUUUGACCUGCACCGCAACACAGGCAUCAGUGUCCACCGCUGCGGUGCCAAGGCCAAGCUAUGGUAUGAGUGUGCCACCUACGCCAUGCCCGACCCACCUGGCUUCCAGUGCGCCGUGGUGGGCAGCCUGGUCCACUGCAUCAGCCGGCACUUCCACAUACGUUUCCUGGCCGACCACAUCUCACCACGCUUCGGGACCAAGGAGCUGCAGCCCUUCCCGUCGCCCCACGGCAGUCUCCUCCCAGCUGUCCUGGUGCUGCCGGAGAGAGGGACGGCACAAACGCAGGUUUGAGGGAGCCGUGCUUGGGUCUCAUGCAACAGUGGUGGUGACUCGGAUGUGACAUGAUGGUGAAAGCUGGUAGGAGAAGCCACCAGCCCACAUUGGAUGACGUAGCAUGGGACCAACACUACCAGGGCAAUAUUAUCCAUCCUUACCAUCAAGGAGGCAUCCCCGCCCGUCGCCGUAAGUAAGGAAGGAAGGGGACAAACCGCCCUUGGAUACUGCCAGUAAACCCAGCCUUGAAGACACAAGGAAGAGCAAAGCAAGAGACGGGUGGACUUGUUUGCUUCAAGGUAUUUAAACAUAGGCGUGCUUGCUCGGGUGCAAAUAAACCACGUCUCGCCGCAGGCUCCCGGCUGUGCGCUGCCCAAUUAGUAGCUGCUUUACACACUGGGCGUUUAAUAUUGACCUGGACACGCAACACACGGGGGAUUUUAGGGUGGAGAAACACAGCAGGGAGGUUUCAUCCCUAAGGAGGUAUGACCCAAAGGUCAGCCCCAUCGGCAUCACGCCAACAUUGAGCCUUCGGGCUUGACCUUACCCAUCCCCCCGGGGUUGGAGGCUGGGGGCCAGGGGUUGCGUUGCUCCUACCAGUGCCUUACUACCUGUUUCCUUCUCCUCAGCACAGAAUUAUAUACGUGUCUCUAGAUAUUUAUGUGCACCUGAUGUAAAUAGGCCCUAUAGAUUUAUAGACAGCUGGUCUUAAAUGAAAUUAAAGCGAACAUUUGGUAAAAUUAACCACGGGCGACUGUUGCGCAUCAUUUCAAGCCGUAGCCAAGCCUAAUGGGAACAAAGAGGCCGACGCAUGUUUUACAUCGCUAAUUACUGCACAACCGCUGUCUCUGAGGAGGAAACCAAAAGCAAACCAGGGCCCUGACUGUAGGCAGCCGGUCUUUCAUCCCCUUUUCCCCAGGUUUCACCGACCUCGUUCCUCCUUCUCUGUGUCCUGCCAAAAGCCUACUUUGGGUAAUUGCGUUUUCUUCCCCUCAAACGGCUUGUCAUCUGUCAUCUGUCAGCCCCAGACAGACAAAUACAGCUCCCAGACAGACAAAACCCUGCCGUACCUGCCUCCAUGGUGGCAGCAGGUCAUGAGCACGAAGUCACGGACGCGCUUGAAGCGCUUGGAGAUAAGAGGCGGUGCUGGAGCAGCCCAGGAUAUCACCAUUUACGCUUUGUUGCUCCUGGUGGUUUAGGAGAGCUGAGGUUAACGUUUUCCUAACGUGCUCCCAAAAGUAUUUAUUACUUGUCUCAGUUCCUGCCUGGAGACCUCACAUUUCUGCCUUCAAGGGCUUCCUACGAAGGUCAGUGGCAUCCACCUAUGUCAGAAGACCUUGGGAGGCUGUGUUAAUUAACCCUGCCUUUGAAGUUUGCCCAUUAGCCGUAGCGUGUUGCUUCUGCUGAUGGCGGGUGGGUGAUGCAUCCUCUCCUCAUGCUAAAAGCUGCCACGGUCCAGCCUCUUCCACCACCGCCGGGGCCACCUCUUCCACCCCCAGGAGAACGAAAGUGGGGCUGCAGCUCCCUGCAUCCCGUCAUCCCUCUAUGCUGGGAUGCUUGGGCCGGUAAACCUUAUGAGUCCAAAAAAACUCCAUAUUAUCAUUAAUAUUUAACUCCUUGUUAUUUAGUUACCUGCACAGCCGGCGCUCCGAGCAGCAAGCUCAACAAGACGGGCUCGCGCGCGCUCCAACACAUUUCUACUUCUCCCCCAGCAAAACCCGGGUACCGGCAAAGGUAUCCCAGCCCCUUUGCAACCUGCAAAAGCCUCUUUUAACCAUCAGCGUCCCGGCUUCGUGCCCUUCGGCAUCCCUGCCAGGGCAGGCUGGGCGCUGGGGAGCCGAGGACGCGCAGGCUGGGUGGGAGCCGGGCAGCUGGAGCCCUUCCAGGGGCUUUUUUUUUUGCCAUCCCCAGAAAAGCUUUCCUGGGAUCCUGCCCUUCUCAGGGUGCCCCUUCGCUUCCGUUUAAUAUUUCACCUUUCCUUUAACUCCUUGCUGCCGCGUCGAAACCCGGCAGCUUUUCCUUAUUCCCCAGCGUGACGGCGAGCGAUGAAUAGCAACGACCGCGGGCGGGCAGCUCUCCCCCCGCUCCUGCACUCUCCGAUAUUAACACAAUUCGCCUGGGGAGGCAUUUUGGAGAUUAAAAGCGUUGGGGACAUCCCGUGCCGGAGCACUGCUUGUUCUGCAGGGAAGGACAACCAGGUUUGGAGCAGAAAAGCGCGCAGUGAUCCUGUGGUUGACGGCAAAAUGACUUUUGGCUGCGGUUAAGGGAAAGCAAAGGAGAAAGGACAAAUGAAAACUGAUACUCAGACCUGGGUGAUUAUUUCUUUUUGCUCCCAAAUACCGGUGCAGGGGAGGAGCCUUUGGAGAGCUGGCAGGCACGGUGGCAAUGGCGGUGCCACCAUCUGACUCCUGCCACCACCCCUGGAUCCCGGCCGUUGAGUUCCAACACUGCCGGACACCCAGCUCUGUGUUUCUACUGACGGGCAGCAGCUUCAAACCGUGGCCUUGCAGCUCUCGGGAUAACCAUAAGAGCAUUGAGCAGCUUCAAUGCAGCUUGCGACACUGGGAUAUUAUUUAUUUUCGCUGAUCGGGUUGGCAAAGCUGCCACAAUUUCCAGGGAAAAGGGUUAGGAGGCACAUGGGGCGUCCUAAUAAAGCUCUGCACCGUGCCCCGUGGAGCUCCAAACCACCCUGAGCAAGUUCAAGUGAUGAUAAAUAACCAAGAGGCUGCAAUAAACCCAUCCGGGCCAGGGUUUACCUGGAGGCUCCUGCUCUUGGGAGCCUCUUCCCUUGCUGCAAGACCAGUCGCUGCAAGCCAGGACCCUCGCCAGGUCGGGGACCGCCAGGACUGGGUUGCUGGAAGAGAAAACACAACCACCACCGGGCUCGUGAGAGCUGGGAAAGCCAACUUCCACCACCCGCUAGCCGUUCUUCCAUCCCAAUUCCCUCGAGGAUGCCACCCAAGAUGCUCCGAGCUCCUUCAUCCUUCCACCAGCGCCUGGACCCGUCGCGGUCGUCUGGUUUUAUCCCCCCAAAGAAAGGUGCAACCGCGAAACCGCGCUGCUCUGCAACCAAAUAUAACCUUUGCACUAAAUUUGAUAUUUUCUUCUAAUCAGGAAGACCCAUUAUCAACCCCCGCCACGUUUAUUUAGGCAAUUACAUAGUUUAAUGUACAUUGAUUCAGAUUCUUAAUUUUUACAUUUUUGAUUAUGGUAAAAAACCAGCGAGUGACGCAUUUCUUAUUUGCUCGGCGCUCUUUUUUUUUUUCUUGC